Molecule: messenger RNA, 594 nt
Organism: Yamadazyma jaroonii
Lineage: Eukaryota; Fungi; Ascomycota; Pichiomycetes; Serinales; Debaryomycetaceae
Source: the annotation of a GenBank genome assembly
AUGUCCAAUUUUUUACUUCUGAUUGAAAAUGUAAACCCCUUGAUUGAUUUGAUCAAACAAGUGGAUGAUAGUGUUACUAAUAAUCAUGAAGUUAUUAAAAGUCUACCGGACUUAUCAUUAAACUUUGAAACUGAGAAAAUCGAUGAUUUACAUAAUCAUAUAUAUAACAAAUAUGAUCUAUCAAAUAUCCCCACUGAUUUCCAUACAUCUAAUUCCCGAUUAAAUACAUUACUUGAAGACAACUAUCGAUUAAUAAUACACAAACAAAGGAUACAGAGGCGAAAUUAUGAAUUAUUCAAAAUUUUAAAAGAAUAUCAGGAAUUCAUUAUAAAAGAGUUGUUACCACAACUUAGAUUUCAUCAUGUAACCCAAUCAACCAAAGUUUUGAAGGAUAUUAAGACUCUCAAUCUUGAGAAACUUAAAGCUGACAAUCAACUAUGGGAGAAAUAUCAAGGAUAUAUUGAAAAAAUAGGUAAAAUAAUGGAAGUAUCGGAAUAUUUAAAUACAAGUCUAGAGGAUCUCGAUAAUCUAGACAUAGAGGUUAAAUUGGAAUCAAUAGAUAGAUUAAUAAAAGAUUUAGGUUAUAGUUUAUAG